Messenger RNA from Spea bombifrons (plains spadefoot toad), 1085 nucleotides. RefSeq names its product PRELI domain containing 3B (gene PRELID3B). The transcript is spliced from 6 exons. The record is from RefSeq and is a predicted model, not a curated record. Gene Ontology annotation, biological process: phospholipid transport. Bases 85 to 669 code for a protein of 194 amino acids. Gene Ontology annotation, cellular component: mitochondrial intermembrane space. NCBI's taxonomy places the organism in Eukaryota, Metazoa, Chordata, Amphibia, Anura, Pelobatidae. Gene Ontology annotation, molecular function: phosphatidic acid transfer activity.
UCGGCUAUUGGCCAGGCCGGUUCCCAUGAGUCUGUGCGCUGCGGGCGCCGCUGUCACUCGGGGUUUGGCCAAAACGGAGAGAACAUGAAGAUCUGGACGUCGGAGCACGUGUUCGACCACCCGUGGGAAACCGUGACAACGGCCGCCAUGCAGAAAUACCCCAACCCCAUGAAUCCGAACGUGGUGGGCGUGGAUGUGUUGAACCGGACCGUGGAUUCGAACGGCAGGCUACACAGCGACCGGCUCCUGAGCACCGAGUGGGGGAUGCCCUCUCUCGUUAGAUCGAUUAUUGGAGCCACCAGAACAAAUACCUACAUCCAGGAACAUUCCGUGGUGGAUCCGGUCGCAAAAACCAUGGAACUUAAUUCUUCCAAUAUCACAUUCACAAACAUGGUUUCCGUGGACGAAAGACUCGUUUACAAGCCUCACCCCCAGGACCCAGAGAAAACUGUUCUCACUCAGGAAGCCAUCAUUACAGUGAAAGGAGUCAGUCUGAGCAGCUACCUGGAGGGAAUGAUGGCAAAUACCAUCUCUACCAAUGCCAACAAGGGCAGAGACGCGAUGGAAUGGGUCAUCAGCAAGCUGAAUUCUGAGAUUGAGGACCUCAAAGCGUCCACGAGGGGAAGCAUCCGGACGUCCAUGGCAGCGGCAGCCUUCGGAGAGAAAUGAUGCGCGGAGAACGCGCGCCGCUAGUAGAUCUCUAUAGCUAGGAAUAAUACGGAGCUGCAGCUUCUCUCCACGGCUGCUUAUUUAUUCUUAUUUAAGAAUGUAUCUGUAGGUUUUCAAAUUAAAGCUUGGGGGAGAAGCUGCAGCUCCUCGGGAACAAAUUAGUGGAUCAAAGGCUGUCCGCGCAACGAGCUGGACGGCUUUCGGCACCAGACCUACCGUGCUGCACGACGACCUCCAGGCCAACCUCAGACUAAUAAAUGCCCCGGCGUGGAGCUUUUCUCGUAGAGCCCCGGCACCGAUAGCUCCGAGGGACCAGCGCUCAGUAUUCGUGUCUCGCCUCUAGCAAUGUUUCCUGGCAGAAGCUCCAGCAACAGACGUCGACUUUCCAACCUUUUUGAUUCACCGAUGGGUUUUUU